CGUUGCAGACUUCCAAGUCUAUUGUGGUUUACAUAAUAAAUAUGAUGCACCUGUAGUGUGCAAAUCCGUUCAGCAAGCAAAAAUUUUGCUUUGGAUUAUUCCAAAUAAUUUCUUAGUUAUAUAUUAAUCUUGUAAUGCAUUUCGUGAUCAAUAGCACCCCACGAUGUGGAGCAGUUCGUCCGUUUCUCUGGCUGCGGGUCGGGGUUCUGGCUCGGUUCGGCUGAUCAGCCCAACUGCGUGCACGGUAGCAACUCAUGUUGACAGUGCCAUUGAAUAUUUAAUGGUGAAGAAAGACUUUCAGGCUGCUCUGGACACGUGUGAGAGAGGACUGGAGAGUUUGAGUUCUUCUGGAGAACAGGAGGACAGUUGGUGCCUCAAGCAUGGAGAACUGAAAACAGCUUUGACUAUAGUGGGGAUUCAAGCAUUGGCUGAACUCAAUCAGUGGCGUGGAGUGCUGACAUCGGUUUUACAGCAAUUUGGAGAAAUAGAGAAAAUCCCUGCCAAAAUUAUCCAGAUGUGCAUUCUGCUCUAUGUGAAAGUAGAUGAGCGAGCAGUGAUGAAGAAUGCAGUCUGUGAUUGGCUGCACUGCUCUGGUAACAUGAGCCAAUCUGGGUUCAGCACUGUGGCUGAACUGUAUAUCCGGCACAUACUGGUACCGAUGGGCCAAACAUCUGAAGCUCUGGAGUUUCUGGACUGUGAUGUGGGUCGAGUCGCCUUCACUGAGGAACAGAGACAAGCUGCCCAGUGUUUAGUGGACCUACAAAAUGAAAAAAAUGCAUCAUUGUCCAAUCCAAAUCCUGAAUUUGUAGUUGUAGCGACAACAGCUAGUGUUUCACAACAAGAUAAGUUGAGACAGUGGCUGAAUUCUAUAAUGCGGUUGUUACACAGAGGGCUCUCAGUAGCCAGUGUGAGAAUUAGGCCUUUCUGUCGGCGAAGAGUUUUUCUGGCAUUACUGCUACUGUACCUGCUUCUUGUCCGUGUGGAUCCAGCUCUACCUUCAGCAUUCCCGUGGCUGUUCCGCCUACAUGGACUUCUAAAGCAGACUUGGAACACCAUGUUUGGACCCUAUUACAGAGCCAACGCCCGGAAUUAGGAUAGGAGAAAACUGAGGAAAUGGGUUCCUGUCUUGAAACUAACAGUGAAACGAUGUCUAAAAAUUACAGAGAUAAUUAUUACAUGCUAAUUUA
Molecule: messenger RNA, 1187 nt
Organism: Xyrauchen texanus (razorback sucker)
Lineage: Eukaryota; Metazoa; Chordata; Actinopteri; Cypriniformes; Catostomidae
Gene: pex26
Product: peroxisomal biogenesis factor 26
Exons: 5
Coding region: 164-1093 (309 amino acids)
Biological process (GO): protein import into peroxisome membrane; protein import into peroxisome matrix
Cellular component (GO): peroxisome; peroxisomal membrane
Molecular function (GO): ATPase binding; protein-containing complex binding
Source: RefSeq, a predicted model, not a curated record